This is a messenger RNA of Paramecium sonneborni, 1088 nucleotides long. NCBI's taxonomy places the organism in Eukaryota, Ciliophora, Oligohymenophorea, Peniculida, Parameciidae. The record is from the annotation of a GenBank genome assembly.
AUGUAUGAUUCAGCUAUUGAUAUUCAAAUUUGUAAAGUAAUGCUUUCAACAUUUAAAAUUUACAUCCCAAUAAAUCCUAAUCCCAAUGAAAAAAUUGCAAUUUUAUAUGAGAAUAUAGGAAAGCAGAAUUUGAGAGAGGUUUGGAGAUUAUAAUUUUUGAAUUAAAAUGUAGAUUUACUAAUGAGAUAAAGUUAUGAUGAAUUAUUCUAUAUAAAUUAAAAUAGAAUUCUAAUAUUGAAAGACUCAAAUUUAAUAACUUAUAAUCUUUAAGAAAAAUUAGUAGUAGAUUCUUCAAUAUAAAUUGAGAAAGGAGAAUAUAAUCACUUUUCUAUAUAUAAUAAUGGACAAGAGCAGUUUUUUUUUUUUUUAAGCAAAUAGAACAUAAAUAAUGAAUAGCAAUAAACUGUAAGUCAAUAUACUUUGAAAAUUUAUAAUAUUAAGAAUUUAGAAAUUUUAUAAGAGGUGAAAUUUUCAGCAUCUGUAAGAGCUUUAGUGGUAUCUCCAAUAAGCAAAUAGAGAUGUUUUAUGAUGAAUCCAAAUUAUAUAACAAAUAAGACAAUAUAAUUUAUUAUUUAUGAUGAAAAUUAAGUUUAAAGAAAGAUUAUAUAAGUAAAAGAGACAAAUAAUGAAUUAAGAGGAACAAUAGUUAAAGUUCUAAAUGUAAUUAAAAUAUUUGAGUAGUUUAGUAUUAAGAUGAAUUGAUUUUUGUGUACAAUUCCAAUGGAGUUAGUAAAUAAUAUCUUCUAUUCUAUUGUAUAGAAAAUGGAAAUGAGAAUCUACACGAACUAGAUUUAUAAUAUUCAUUUUAAAUAAGAGAUGCUUAGAUAAAAGAAAACAUAAUCCUUAUAAAUUGCUUUAAUAGUGAAUUAAAUAGUGAGAAUGCAUUUUUCUAUGAUAUUUUGGGAAAGAAAAUAAAAUUGAUAUCAAGUGGUGAAAUAAAUUAUUUUUACAGUAAGAAUGUUAUAAUUCAACAUAAUCACGAGAGUGUAAAUUUACAAUUGAUGGCAACACCGAAAAUGAUGAUAACUCAUUAUAUUGAUAAAAUUGAUUAUGAUUAGUUUAUUAAAUAAGAAUUAAGUGAGUUUUGA